Molecule: messenger RNA, 2965 nt
Organism: Limulus polyphemus (Atlantic horseshoe crab)
Lineage: Eukaryota; Metazoa; Arthropoda; Merostomata; Xiphosura; Limulidae
Product: WD repeat-containing protein 25-like
Exons: 6
Coding region: 124-1821 (565 amino acids)
Molecular function (GO): protein binding
Source: RefSeq, a predicted model, not a curated record
GUGAAAACCACUUUUAUAUUUAGUCCUUUUAAAAUACAGCAUGUAAAUUUAGAAAAUCGUCAUACUAUAUUAAGGUGUAUUGACAAAACACAAGUUGAAGCUGUGUAUGAAUCUGACUACUGAAUGAAUAUGGAAGCUCUUCAGUGUUACAGCACUAAUAGCAGUAGUGAGGAUGAGUAUAGUAAUUCAGACUGGAAUUGUGCUUUAUCACAUGAGGGAAAGAAGGUGCUUGAUAAAAAUAGCUCUGAGAAAACAUCAUUACAUGACAAUAUAAACUCUGCUGGUUUAUUGAAUGUAAAACAUGAAAAAAAGUGUGAAGAUUUCUUUGGGUUGAAAGAUAGUAGUGAUGAUGAAGAAGCAGAAGUCAGAAUGCUGGCAGAGCUUGAAGAUGUGAAAUUAGAUUUACUUUUAGAAGAUCGUAGCUCAGUUUUAGCCAAAGAACAGUAUGGACCUGCACUACCAGUUUCAGGAGCUAAAGAAAUUAAGCCAUCUCCUGCAGACAAAAACAGAACAAACACACUCAGUAAAAGAUAUUUUCGAAAAAAAGGGCAUAGUGACAGUUAUGUGCUAAAUUAUGGUGAAUAUAAAAAAAAACAUUUGUCAUAUGAUCAGGUCCUUUAUGGAAUUAAUACAUGUGAAGCAAGUACAACAAGUCAAAGUGAAAUUAUAAAAAGUCCAAGUAAAAAUGUACUACAUGAUUACCAUGCAUAUUCUACUUUCUGUCGUGUGAGUGAAACUGUAGAUAAAGUAAGUGACUAUGACCAUCAUAAUGUCAAAGACAUAAAAUUGCCUUAUAUUGACGAAAGCAUAAAAAAUACUGCAGAAGAAAAGUUAUUCUUCAAACAUCCAAAGAUUCAUGCACACAUUAAAUCAAAUGCCUCAUGUAAAGCACCAAGAAGAAUUGAUUGCCAGCUCGGUUCUCAUCAUAAUUCUGUUACUUCUCUACAAUGGAACACAGCCAAGUACAGUCAUUUGCUUUUAUCAUCCUCAUUGGAUAAGAUUCUAAAGGUAUGGAAUACACUUAACAAAACCUGUCUGCAAGAACUGUCUGUACAUCAAGAAGGUAUCAGAAGUGCGGUGUGGACCUUAUCAGGAACCAAGUGUCUUUCUGGAAGCUAUGAUAUGACUGCCCAUUUGACUAAUGUCCUGACGGGUCAAAUAGAAUACACCUGCCAACAUCAAAGCUAUGUCACAAGUGUUCAGGUUUGUCCUGAGGCUGAGGAAAUAUUUCUGACAGGAAGUAAGGAUACUGUUGCUGCUUGGGACAGCCGCAUUCAACCCACUGCAGCAAUAAUGAAAUACAAGUCAACUUGUGGCCAGAUUUUGGACAUAGCCUUUUUACCUGGAGGAAAAGAGUUUUUAUGCAGCUCUGAAAUUGUUAGUCGUGACUCACCUGACAGGACAUUGAUGGCCUGGGAUUGGAGAUCAGGAGCUCUGUUGUCUAAUCAAAUUUUUCAUGAAAGAUACACUUGCCCUUGCUUACGGGUAGAUCCAUUUGGACAGUAUUUCAUUGCACAAACAAAUGGGAACUACAUCGCAAUAUUUUCUACAAUCCAUCCAUACAAAAUGAAUAAGAAGAAAAGAUAUGAAGGGCACAAGGUGUCAGGUUACAGCAUAGGGUGUGACAUUAGUCCUGACAGUACAAUGGUGAUUAGUGGAGACAUAGAAGGUCACCUGUGUGUCUAUGAUGCCACAAGUACAAGAUUAUUUCGAAAAUUAUCCUGUGGAAGCUCACCAACAACUUGUGUUGCUUGGCAUCCUGUAUUGUUCAGUACAGUUGCCUUGGGAACAUGGAAUGGAGACUUAGGAAUCUGGCAGUAAUAUGUAAUAUUGUAUAAAGCCAUACUGAAUAUCUAAUUUGUUGAUGUGUAAUAACUAUGAUAUAUUUGUAUUCACACAAAAAUGUUUUUAGUGAUAGUCUUCCCAUAAUUAUAAGUUGUUUACGCUUUGCUGUACAGUUUGUUACAUUUUUUUACAUGUAUUUUAAUAUGUUUUAGUAAUUCCUGUUUUAAAAAUUGUAUGUUCACUGAAACUGAUAUUUACAAAAAAUACUAUGUAACUUGAAAAUGUAUAAUUUUUUUUACUCGCAUGGAGUAGGAAACUAAGCUACUACUAAUUUGUUCGCACUGCCAGACUAAUCAGAUUCUAUACUGAGACACAUGAAAACUUUUGUUUGUGAAAGUUCAUUCAGGCUGUUUAGUACUUGAACAUAGUUACAAAUGUUAAUUCUAGGCUAAUCACAGUAUACAAAGUUGUAGAAAAAGCAAAAGAUUUUUAACAUCAAACUAACCAGGCUCUAUAUAGUUCUAGAGAAAUCAUAAGAUCAUAUUCACACAAAACAAAUUUUAAAACAAACAAAAAUGGUUAGUUUACAUUACUAAUUAACCAUUAUUUUAAAGUGAGUUCUAAAUUUUGUUUGCAUUAAUACAGUUAAAAAACUUUAGCUUGUUUAAGAACUCUAUUUCAAAAUAUUAAGAUUGUGUUUAAGUUACACAUAAUUUGUUUAAUCAUAUUAAACUAACUACAUUGUGUGUAACAUAAGCUAAAGAAGUUCAAACUAGACUAAUGAGGUGGUGUUGAGUUUUGAAGUAGACAUAAUAUUUUGUCCUUAUCUGAAUCAGUAAACACCUUAAGACAGUGAGCAACCUUGACUUUUUAGAACUCGGGUAAUCUACUUACCUAUAAAGCUUUUACAGAAAUACAGACUCUUGACUAAAGCUAUAACAUGUAACAUUUAUUAGCGUAAGUUGGAAGCACAUUACACCAGAUACAUUUUGCAUACCAAGCCUUAUUCAGCUACAAAACAUUUUCUCAAGCAGUAGCCCAAAAAUAAAUUUCAGGGUACCAAAGCUGAUUGUACAUUUAUUUCACUGUUGUAAGUGUUAAUACCCCUCAAAGCAUCUGAACAUUUCUGAAGCUUCCAUUUUAAGUUAGAUAUUAAAACUCAAGUUUUAUGGGCACUAAA